This is a messenger RNA of Lolium perenne, 9399 nucleotides long. RefSeq lists its product as uncharacterized. Gene Ontology annotation, molecular function: helicase activity; protein binding. The record is from RefSeq and is a predicted model, not a curated record. NCBI's taxonomy places the organism in Eukaryota, Viridiplantae, Streptophyta, Magnoliopsida, Poales, Poaceae.
CUACCUAGCAGCGGGCCACAUUGACUGCAAUAGACCGGCCUACUGCUUCCUUCCUCCUCGAGAAUGCCGUUCGCUUGCUCCUCGGUUGCUCGUGCGUGAGGCGGCGAGAGAUGCUGGGGGAGGAGGAGAUGGGGGAUUUGAGCGACAUCGUCGUCUCCUGGUCGGUCCAGGAGAUCAUCGACGACGACCUCUACAGAGGGCAGGUUGAGACUAUUCCCUGCACCUUCACGUCACUUGAUCACUAUUUAAAAUCGUAUCGUGCACCUCUGCUUGAAGAGACAAGGUCAGAUCUAGGCUCAUGCCUUGAACUCAUCGCGGAAGCACCCUAUUCGAGAAUACUUUCUGUGGAGGCAGCAGGGAAAUCAGGAUUGUACUCCGUGGAUGUGGAUUUCAUGGACAAUGGGGCCGAUUCUUCUACCGAGUCUUAUACUGCAAGGAACGGCGACAUAUUUAUCUUGUCUAACAUGAAACCUGAAGCUGCAACGGACUUCAGCCGCUAUGGUGUGAUCUAUUGCUUGGCAAUGGUUACUGAGGUUUCUGUGGACAAUGACUGCCGCAAGGGGUUUAAAAUUAAGGUUCCAAAGGACAUUGAUUUGGAGCAAGACUCAAGUAAACUCAAGCACGCACUAUUUCUCAGUAACAUCAUGACAAACAUGUGGAUAUGGAAAGCACUUUGCUUUGAUACACACAUGGAUAACAACUUCACAGUUAUCAAGUCUCUGUUAGCUCCCACAAAUCUGGGUGAUGAUGUCUGUGGUAUCUGUGCUAAACAGGAUGGGGACUGUUUAUCUUCUUUUAUAGAGCAACUACUGUCCAUAAGUCUUAACCAACCACAAGUGGAUGCUAUUCGAUCUGUCAUCUUGGCUGUACAAUGUAAGCAUAUGAACCUCAUGAAGCUCAUAUGGGGUCCACCAGGUGCAGGAAAGACCAAGAUGGUUAGUGCUUUAUUGUGGGCAUUGGCUUGUUUGAAAUGCAGAACUCUAACAUGUGCUCCCACAAAUGUUGCUGUCACUGGGGUUUGCACUCAUUUCCUUCGGAUCUUGAAGGAUUUCGGUGAACAUAUUGAUGAAAAGGGCCUGCCCACUUCUCUUGGAGAUGUCUUGCUAUUUGGGAACAAGUAUAACAUGGACAUCACUGAGGAUCUCCAGGAAGUUUUCUUGGAUUUUCGUGUGGAAGAACUUGUUCGGUGCUUUUCACCAUUGUCUGGAUGGAAGUACAGAUUAGCUUCAAUGGUAUCCUUUUUUGAAGACUGUGGUUCUGGUUCUCAGUAUGAUAUGCUUUUUGAGGAUAACGGAAGUAGUGAUCACAUGUGCUUUUCGGACUUUCUAAAGAAGCAAUUUGAUGUUACAGCAAAAGCUCUUUCAAGAUGCAUAAUGAAUUUGUGGAUUCACCUUCCUGGAAGUUGCUUCUCAUGUGAUAAUGUCAGCAGUAUAUCUAAAUUGUUUAAUAUUCUGAAAAAAAUCGAUGCCCUUCUGUGCGAUGUAAAUUUAACUGAUGAGAGCUUAAAAAGAGGCCUUGGUGGAUUUUCAACUGAAAACUCUGUUUUCGUGCAGCCUAUUCCUUUUAUUGAGAAGGAACUAGAUGGAGCAAGGUCUGCAUGCCUUAAAUUGCUGAAGGAUCUUCAAAAAUCACUUACUUUACCAAGUGGUGUAAACAGAAAAUGGGUCCAAAGAUACUGCAUGCAUAAUGCAACACUUAUUUUCUGUACUACCUCUAGCUCUUAUAGAUUACAUAACAUGGAUAUCGCACCCUUGGAUGUGCUAAUUGUUGAUGAGGCUGCUCAAGUGUGGGAGUGUGAGUUGGUCAUCCCACUACGUCUGCAUUCAAUGAAACAUGUUGUUUUGGUAGGAGAUGACUGCCAGCUGAGUGCAAUGGUUAAAAGCCAAGUAUGCAAAGAAGCUGGAUUUGGAACAAGUCUUUUCCAGAGAUUGGUUAUGCUGAACUUUGAGAAGUAUUUAUUGAAUAUACAGUAUCGCAUGGAUCCUUGUAUCAGCUUAUUUCCAGUUGCUCAGUUCUAUAAGAGGAAAAUUGUUGAUGGUCCAAAUGUCUCGUCUCCUCUCUAUAAUAAGGCAUACACAAGCCUCCCUUUUGGCAGCUACACUUUUAUAAACGUAGUUGAUGGAAGAGAGGACAAAGAGGGCACUAGAAACAGUUGGAGGAACAUGGUUGAAGUUGCUGUAGUUCUGCACCUGAUCCAAACCAUCUUUAAAUCUUGGGAAAGAUCGGGCCAAGGGCUUAGCAUCGGUGUGGUCUCUCCAUAUAGUUCUCAAGUUGAUGAAAUUAAACAUAGGCUGGGCAAAAAGUAUGAUACAUGUGAUGGGUUUUGUGUGCGGAUCAAGUCCAUUGAUGGUUUCCAAGGCCAAGAGGAUGAUGUAAUCAUACUAUCGACUGUUAGAUCCAAUGGGAGAGGAGCUGUUGGAUUUCUUGCUGAUAACCAGAGAACAAAUGUUGCUCUGACUAGAGCAAGGCACUGUCUUUGGAUUGUUGGGAAUGCCAAUACAUUGUGUAAAAGUGGGACUGUCUGGACAGAUAUUGUUGAGGAUGCCAGAAGGCGUAACUGUGUUUUCAACGCCACUAAUGAUGCAACCAUGAGUAAUUUGAUUUUGCAAGUAAAGCAAGAUCUUGAUGAACUUGAUGAUCUUCUCAAUGCCGAUUCAGCGUUUUUCAGAAAUACCAGAUGGAAGGUCAUUCUCAGCAACAAGUUCAGAAAGUCUUUCACCGAACUAAAAUCACGGCAGCUGAGGAGGGAAGUACUCCAAAAGCUUGUCAAACUUGGUGCUGGUUGGAGGACGACAUUUAAGAACGUUGGUGUAUGUGACACUUUCCAGCUUGCGAAAGUAUGGAAGGUCAGGGACCUUUAUCUUGUUUGGAGUACUGACGUGGAGAAAAGCGAGAGAAGGUAUAUCCAGAUAAUAAGAAUCUGGGAUCUACUGUCACACCAACAUCUUGCAAGAACUGUUCAACGUCUUGAAAAUCUGUUUUCCAUAUACACAGAUGAUUACUUGGAUCACUGUAGAAGAGUGCAGACAUGUGGGAAAUUGGAGGUUCCUCUGAUUUGGGAUGUUGAGCAUGAUCUUGUUCGUUAUAAGAAGGAUUGCACAGUCGAUGCUAAAAAAGAUCAUGAUCUCAUGGAUAAAGCAUAUGCUAUGGAGAAUUCAGAAGUUACUGAAAGCUUCUUGCUGAUGAAGUUCUACUCUUUAUCAUCUGGAAUGGCAAAACAUCUGCUGACUGCUACUGAUGGGUCUCAAAUCAAUAUCCCAUUUGAACUUACUGAUGAAGAGGAGGCGAUAAUCCGAUUUCCGCACACUAGUUUUAUACUUGGGAGGUCAGGAACUGGGAAAACCACUAUAUUGACAAUGAAACUGAUUCAAGUUGAACAGUGGUCAUUAAUUGCAUCCCAGGGUCUAAAUGUGGCCCAAAUUGAUUUACCUGGGGCUGAUGAUAAAAAUAUCAUGCCAUUGAAGGACACAAGCAAACGAGAAAGAUUUUUAAAACAAGUCUUUAUCACUGUAAGCCCAAUGCUAUGUUCAGCUAUAAAGAAUCACAUUUCCAGACUUAAAAGAUUUGGCUCAGGUGAUGUGUCUGAUCAGCCUAGCAUUCUUCAUAUGCAUGACGUCAUUGAUGACCUAGAAGAAUUUGCAGAACUACCUGACAAAUUUGGUGAUCUACCUUGCGAGUACUAUCCUCUUACUAUAACAUAUCGCAAGUUCUUGAUGAUGCUUGAUGGAACAUGCCGGACAUCAUUUUUUGAUGGGUUUUAUACUGAUUUAAAGUCUAGCAUUGAGGGAGGUUCAAAGUCUCUUGCACUGCAAACCUUUAUUGAGUUGAAGGAAGUUACCUAUGAGAAAUUUGUUUCUUCCUAUUGGCCUCAUUUUAAUACAGAACUGACCAAGAAACUUGAUGCUUCCACCGUCUUUACUGAAAUAAUUUCUCAUAUAAAGGGUGGAUAUCAAGCAAGCAGGCCUUCUAGUGGAGGCAAACUUGAAAGGCAGGAUUACUUGAAACUCUCUGCUAGAAGAUCCUCGUCUCUGAACAGUGAGAAGAGAUGCAUGAUUUAUGAUAUUUUCCUUGAUUACGAGAGUAUGAAGUGCACUGCCAGAGAAUUUGAUUUGUCAGAUUUUGUCAAUAGUCUUCACAACAGUCUAAUUUCUGAGGGCUACAAUGGUGAUAUGGUAGAUUUUGUUUACAUAGAUGAGGUGCAGGAUUUUACUAUGGCACAAAUAGCACUUCUUAAGUAUGUCUGCCGGAACUUCAAGGAAGGUUUCGUUUUUGCUGGUGACACUGCACAGACAAUUGCAAAGGGUGUUGACUUUAGGUUUGAAGAUAUUCGCUUGCUCUUUUAUACCACAUUCCUCUCGGAUACUGGAGUAUGUAAUCAAGGAACUGAACAUGGAAAACAAGUUCAUCUCUCAGAUAUGUUCCAACUUACUCAAAAUUUUCGGACACAUUGUGGUGUCCUUCGUAUGGCUCAAAGUAUCAUGAACCUUCUGUACUUCUUUUUCCCAUCAAGUGUUGACAAGCUCAAUCCAGAGAGUGGGCUUGUACAUGGAGAAGCUCCAACGCUGCUGCAGUCUGGUAACAGUGAGAAUGCAAUUAUGACUAUUUUUGGAGAAAACAAAAGUGAACAUAGUAACCUGCAUGGGUUUGGUGCUGAGCAAGUCAUAUUGGUUCGUGAUGACAUUACUAAAAAACGAGUUGUUGAUCUUGUUGGCAAACAGGCUCUUGUUUUGACUAUUGUUGAAUGUAAGGGCCUUGAGUUCCAGGACGUCCUAUUAUACAACUUUUUCAGUUCAUCACCUUUAAGGAAUAAAUGGAGAGUUGUAUAUGGCUGCAUGAAAGAGAAAGAUAUUAUACCAUCAUCUGAGAAGAUCUCUUAUCCGGGUUUUGACAGAACCAAGCAUUAUCUUCUCUGUUCAGAGCUCAAGCAACUCUACGUUGCAGUCACAAGAACUAGGCAAAGACUGUGGAUAUGUGAGAACGCUGAUGAUUAUUGUCGACCAAUGUUCGACUACUGGAAGAAGCUGUGUCUUGUACAAGUUAGAUUGCUUGAUUCUUCCUUUGUUCAAGCAAUGCAGACCAGAAGCAGCUCUUAUGAUUGGAGACUACAAGGCAUCAAGUUAUUCAAUGAGCGGCAAUUUGAGAUGGCUACAAUGUGUUUCGAAAAGGCUGGUGACACAUACAGAGAGAAGUGGGCAAGAGCUGCCGGACUUUUAGCUACAGCUGACCGUGUCAUGUCCACAAAUUUGGAGACGGGUCAGUCUUCAUUGAAAAAAGCAUCAGAGAUAUACGAGUCUAUUGGCAUGCAUGAGAAAGCUGCCAGCUGCUAUAUCAGAGUAGGUGACUACGAAAGAGAAGGUAAUCUCCUUCAAUCUGCAAGUAUAGCAAAACAUAAAGGGAAUGUUUUACCAGAGGUUGAUAUGUUUGACAAGGCAGAAUCUGGUGGCAUCUUUCAUAUGGCUCGAAGUAUCAGGAGCCUUUUGCACUUCUUUUUCCCAUCAAAUGUUGACAAGCUUGGUUCAGAGACUGGGCUUGAACAUGGAGAAACUCCUGUGCUGCUGGAGUCUGGUAAUGAUGAAAAUGCAAUUAUGAAUAUUUUUGAAGUGAACAAAAGUAAACAUGGUGGCCUGCAUGGGUUUGGUGCUGAGCAAGUCGUAUUAGUUCGUGAUGUUGCUACCAAAAAAUAUAUUGUUGACCUUGUUGGUAAACAGGCUCUUGUUUUGACUAUUGUUGAAUGUAAUGGCCUUGAAUUCCAGGACGUGCUGUUAUAUAACUUUUUCAGUUCAUCUCCUUUAAGAAACAAAUGGAGGUUUGUGUAUGACUACAUGAGAGAAAAAGAUAUUAUAGCAUCAUCUGAAGAGAUCUCUCAUCUGGGUUCGGGCAGAAGCAAGCCUUAUCUUCUCUGUUCGGAGCUGAAACUGCUCUAUGUUGCAAUCACAAGAAGUAGGCAAAGACUAUGGAUAUGCGAGGAUACAAAUGAUUACAGUCGACCAAUAUUUGACUACUGGAAGAAGUUGCGUCUUGUAGAAGUCAGAUUACUUGAUUCUUCUCUCAUUCAAAAAAUGCAGACAGGAAGCAGCACUGAUGAUUGGGGGCUACAGGGCACCAAGUUAUUCAAUAAAGGGAAAUUUGAGAUGGCUACAAUGUGUUUCGAGAAGGCUGGUGAUAUACACAGAGAGAAAUUGGCAAGAGCUACUGGACUUGAAGCAACGGCUGACCGUGUCAUUUCCUCAAAUUUAGAGAUUGGCCAAGCUUUAUUGCAAAAUGCCUCGGAUAUUUAUGAGUCUAUUGGCUUGUAUGAUAAAGUUGCCACUUGCUAUAUUAAACUGGGUGACUACGAAGCAGCAGGAAUGGUCUAUAUGCAAAAAUGUGGUACUUCCAGGCUGGAGGAUGCUGGUGACUGUUAUGCUGUGACUGAAUGCUGGUUACAGGCAGCUGAAGCUUACUUUAAAGCUAAAUGUUAUGCCAAGUGUUUCUCCACGUGCCUGAAGGGAAAACUAUUCAUUUUGGGAUUGCAGUUCCUACAAUGGUUGAAGGUGGAAGACGAAUGUUUGGUCGAGAAUUCGAAGUCUGUCGAGCUUUCUGCAAUUAGAAAGAUGUAUCUAGAAAAUUGUGCCCAACACUAUUUUGAGCGUGGAGACAUCAAGAACAUGAUGCCAUUUGUUAAGAGUUUUAGUUCUAUGGAUCAUGUUCGGGCAUAUUUGUACUCUAGGAAUCUCGGUGAUGAACUGCUGAACUUAGAGAUGGAAAUGGGUAAAUUCCUUGAAGCUGCAGGAAUAGAAAAGAGUGGAGCUGAUAUCUUGGGAGAGGCAGACUUGCUUGAGAUGACAGGUUACUUUGAGGAUGCUACACAGCUUGUUCUCCACACUGUCGUCUUCAGAUCUUUGUGGUAUGCAAAGAGUAUGAAGUGGUGGCCUCCUCACAGAACUGCUGAGAAGGAACAAUUUCGUGCAAAAGCCAAUGAUAUGGCCAAGGAAGUCAGUGCUUGCUGCUUCUGCAUUGAUAACUUCGGAGCAUGUACACUGAAAUGUGUGCCUAAAUCUCUUCCCAUUUUAACUUGUGCCUUCCUCGUGGGCAGAACAUGUGGGAACUUGUUAGUAGAACUUGUUGCUGCCCGUUUGGUUCUUGAUGUUCAUCUCCAGUCCGAAGCUUCUCGAUACAAUUUGGGAUUAGCGCAAGGAUCGGAAGAGGAAAGGUGUUGUAAUGCUAUGCUGGCUUCUGACCAGAUAUCACCUGAAACUAUGUUGUAUGUCUGGAACCAUUGGAGGUCAAUCAUAGUUAACAUACUAUCUCAUCUUCGUCACUCCGAUGGCCAAGAAUCAAAUGAUUGUGCAGUUACGUAUGAUGAUCUUUGUGCUAGAUACUUCGGGUUGAGAAAAGAUGGCGACAAUGACCGAUAUGUGGUGGUUCUAAACAUGAAUUUAAGUUGGUUUUCUAAUCUAGAUAGAAGCUCUUGGCAGCAAGAUGGCAACAGAUGUUGGCUGGAUUCUGUCCAGUUUCAUUCAUUUGUUCAGAAUUUCUGGAUGAAUGAGCUAUCUUCAAUUAGUUUGACUGUACUCAAUAAGUUAUCCUGCGUUCAAUUUUCUCCAGAGCAGGCAUCUUCAUACGCCCUUGGGAGAAUUAUCCUUAUUAUGUAUGAAAUUGCAAUGUUUCUGAAGGAGCCAGAGUUUGGUAUGCCGAAAAGUACCGAGUUGAGGAGCUUCUUCACUCUGUGCGAGAGGCGCUUCAUUGAGUUUGUUUCUCAUGUUUGGAGGGAUGGGACAGUGAAGCCCCUCUUGUGUAUGCUUGAGUUACCAACUGCAUAUGGUCUGAUUACUGAUUCUCUUGGCACAUAUCUCAGGCCAACAAAUAAGAAACUGACUCAUGGGCAUCUUGGGAGAGUUACCAUGUUUCUGCUACAUGUAGGACAGUGUACAUCACGGCAGUCAGAUGAUAUGCUGUUUUCAAGUCUUCUGCAGUACCUGGACAAAGGAUCCGAGUGGGCAAACUUUUUUCAGUCUUUAAAGAUAUUUAUUUGUGCUGGUGGUUUUUUUGGCAGAUCCCCCUUGAUCUUGAACUUUAAGCUUGCCCUUGAAUUUACGUUCAAUGCAAACUGGAUGGCUGAGCCGGACUACAUAUCCCCAACAUGCUAUGUGGAUCUCAUAGAGUUCCUUUGCUUCUUCGCUUCGUCAUAUUCUUUACCGAUUGGUUGUGUGUUUAGCACAAAAUCUAUUCUAGUCAAGGUGCUAAAGUGCUGUACCAGCACAACAUACCUCUUUAAGUUUCCUAGCACAGAUUUGGUUCCGGACCAUAUACCAUUGUCAGCAGGUCGUUUCAUAUUUCAGUCAGUCAGGAAACUCUUGUCAAACAAGCGUAUAAUCCAAGAGUGGUUGGAGAAGACUUCUACUUCAACUAGUUCAUACAAUCUAGUCCUUCAGAGAUUAGUUAUCACACUUUACAUUGUGACUCUAAAUCUUAAGGUGGGAGAUUGCUAUGAGGUCACAGAUUUCCUUCGGAUGCACCAUGUUUUUGAGGAUUUACAUUUGGGGUUCUCUCAAAAAAUUAUAUAUUGUUUGCAAAUGAGUUCUCAGACACUUAGCAACUUCAGGAUAGUAUUUGCUGAUGCGCUUGCAGCAAUUGGAAAUCGCAUGGUAGUUAUGACUUCAGGCAAAGUCCGGCCAAUCUUUCGAGACUUAAAUGCUGACAUAAUUAGCAGAGCAGAUUGGAAAGAUAUUGAGAAGGUACUUGGGCGGUUUUGUCCAGAAGAUUAUGUCAUAAAUAAUGAGGGUGCUCCCUUCUGGGAGAAGUUUGAGGAAUUUCGAGUCAACAAGCAUUCCCAAAAAGAUGCAUGGAUUAUUAUACAAUUCCUCAAAAGUACCCUUUUCUGGCUGGAGCGAAGAGGCCCACUAAAAAAGAUGGACCCACGGUUGGAGGAAGAUGUCAGGCAAAUCUGCAAUGAGGUUGAAGAGCGUUCUGCUAGGCUGGGGAAGUGGGCUUGUGUGACUGCCAAUGAUCUUUAUUCAAUAUGGGAAGAUGGUGAGAAGAAACUACAGAAGAUUAUGCGCUAUCUCCAUUCUGAAAAGGCAUCCAUGAAAAAAGAUUGCAUGAGGAAUGCAGCUUCAGCUGUUGCCCAGCAGCAUGCUGGCGGAGCUGAUGAGUUGAGUGGAUGUUCAUGCAAGGAAGCCGACGCGGGGGGAAAUGACGUGGUGGAAUCGGCCAAGGAAGAAGCAGGUGUGGCCCAGGCUUCAAAACAGAAGCAGAAAAGCAAGAAGAACCCCAAGAAAUCGAAGCGCCAUGGCAAGAAGUGAACCAGUAAUGCCUGUGCUGUAUUUUCUAUUUUGCAUAUGUUCACUCGUUUCGGCAGUUAGGACGGUUAUUAAAUCCCAAUCUACUUUGAACUGAAUCAAUGCAGUGUUUCCUAGA